AUGGCACCUCCAGGCCCUAUUACAACACCACUUACAUCCCUGCUGGGAAUCAAGCACCCCAUCAUCCUCGCCGGUAUGGCUAGGGUGUCUGGUGGUCGUCUUGCAGCAGCUGUAUCCAACGCAGGCGGUCUCGGUAUAAUUGGUGGUUUCCAAUACACACCCGAUCAACUUCGAGAGAUCAUUGCGGAGAUGAAGGCCAACUUUUCACGGCCUGAUCUACCGUUUGGUGUUGAUCUCGCUUUGCCUCAGAUUGGAGGCAAUGCGCGUAAGACCAACCAUGAUUACACUGGUGGAAAGUUGGACGAGUUGGUGGACAUCAUCAUUGACAGCGGUGCCAAGUUGUUUGUCAGUGCUGUCGGUGUACCACCACCUCAAGUGAUUAAGAGGUUUCAUGAUAAGGGAAUCCUGGUCAUGAACAUGGUUGGGCAUCCCAAGCAUGCAACCAAGGCGCUCGAGCUCGGAGUUGACAUGGUCUGCGCUCAAGGUGGCGAAGGAGGAGGUCACACAGGAGAUGUUGCAAACUCCAUCCUCAUCCCCGCCGUAGCAGACGUUGCUUCGAAGUACCACCCUCCUCUUCUCAAGGGUCUUCCCGCAUUAGUCGUUGCGGCCGGAGGCAUUUACUCUGGAAGGAGUCUUGCAAGCUCAUUGAUGCAGGGCGCUGUAGCCGUAUGGGUAGGUACACGAUUUGUAGCCUCUGUUGAAGCUAGUUGCAGUGAGGAGCACAAAAAAGAAGUUGUUUCAUGUGGAUUCGAAGAUACGCAGCGAACUCUUGUUAUCUCUGGGCGACCUCUGAGAAUGAAGACAAACGAUUAUAUCAGGAAGUGGCAUGAGCAGCCAGAUAAGAUCAAGGAGUUGUGCGACAAGGGUGUUGUGCCAAUUGAGUACGACUUUGAGCAGGGCAACGAUUUCGAUCUGCCACAUUUGAUGGGCCAGGUUGCUGGAGCCAUCACCAAGAUUCAGCCUGCAGGGGAGAUCGUUGAUGAGAUGGUCAAGGAGGCUGUUGAUAUGCUCAAGUUGGGAGGGACAUACUUGACAGCUAUCCCGAGACUGUGA
Fusarium mangiferae is the source of this 1053-nucleotide messenger RNA. RefSeq lists its product as uncharacterized. The coding region runs from base 1 to 1053 and encodes 350 amino acids. The transcript has 2 exons. The record is from RefSeq and is a predicted model, not a curated record. Gene Ontology annotation, molecular function: nitronate monooxygenase activity. NCBI's taxonomy places the organism in Eukaryota, Fungi, Ascomycota, Sordariomycetes, Hypocreales, Nectriaceae.